UCAAUAAUACAACUAUGCAUUUCUCAAUACGGACGCGAUCCGCGUCAAACAAAUAUAAUGAUAAAAAGCCAACAAACUCCACAUUAAAUUUAGAUACAACUGGUUUAUUUCGUGAUAGUCGUCUACGAAUAAGGUGUUUUGCUGAAAUAACGCCAGUUUACAAGGCAUCAGCUUUGAUUGAAAUAACUGAGGAGCGUCCUUAUCUUGCAUCGAUUACGGGUGAUGCAUCGCCCCACAGUCGUCAAUCCGAUGGAUGUAGUCAAGUCAUCUUGAUAUCCUUUUGGUCUCAUAAAUCAGCAGUGUUGGUGCUAAGCCUAUUCCUAAACCUACUAAUAGGAACCGUUUCAACAAGAUAGUUACUGUGUAGUGUAACUAUGCAAAUGAUAACUCAAGGACGUCCUCUCUGCUUGCCCCAAUUACAUCGUCCAUGUAAACCUAGUAGCCUAGGGCUUCCAAUUAUGUAUGUUACUAUGUACAAUGGAGUAGAUAGAUGAAUGAUUUUUAUUCGAGGGGUGAUAUAAUGAGAGAGGUUUGAUGAGUAAAUGUGACAAAAAUUACAAAAAAUUAAAAAUGUUAAUAAAUGAAUUAAAAUAUAAGACCGAAACU
Ceratosolen solmsi marchali is the source of this 606-nucleotide messenger RNA. RefSeq lists its product as uncharacterized. NCBI's taxonomy places the organism in Eukaryota, Metazoa, Arthropoda, Insecta, Hymenoptera, Agaonidae. The transcript is spliced from 2 exons. The coding region runs from base 15 to 356 and encodes 113 amino acids. The record is from RefSeq and is a predicted model, not a curated record.